Molecule: messenger RNA, 1021 nt
Organism: Exophiala oligosperma
Lineage: Eukaryota; Fungi; Ascomycota; Eurotiomycetes; Chaetothyriales; Herpotrichiellaceae
Exons: 2
Coding region: 181-891 (236 amino acids)
Source: RefSeq, a predicted model, not a curated record
ACCCAAAUAAAAUCGCACGCAGCACACAAACCUCCCAUCAUCUCCUUGCCUCUUGUGAACCCUGGUGGUCAUUUUACGUUCCCCAAAGCUCCAUUCUCAAAAGACAAACAAAACACAAACCUCACGACAACCACCACCACUUAAAAAUAAUCAUCAACACCCUCAACCGAACCGAACAAAAUGCAUUCAGCAAUCACUUCCGCCGCCUUCGUCCUUUCCGCCCUUACCUCGUCAGUCCUCGCGUCUCCUCAAUACGGCGACUCGGGAUCCUCCUCCACGAUGAGCAUGGGCAUGUCUUCCGCGACGGCUUCCGCCUCUGGCUCCUCGUCCACCGGUAUCCACAACGUCAAGGUCGGUCCUGGCCUGACCUUCACCCCGGACACUGUCCAGGCCGCCGUCGGGGACUGGGUCGAGUUCACCUUCGGACAAGGCCACUCGGUCGCCCAGAGUUCCUUCGCCGCGCCCUGCGUGCCCAUGGAGAACGGUUCGGCCGUCUACUCUGGCUUCCCCGACGACGGACAAGUCUGGCGCAUCCAGAUCAACAGCACCGAUCCUCUGUGGCUGUACUGCUCCGCCAGUGGCCACUGUGAGGGCGGUAUGGCCAUGGUCGUGAACCCACCAAACAGCGCAAACACCCUCGACGCGUACAAGUCGGCCGCUCAAAACGCCCAAGGCUCGUCACCUGCCACGGUCCAAGGUGGUGUCUUUGGUGCCGCCACCGCCAAUGGCUCAUCCACCACGUCUGGCAGUGGAUCGACCACCUCUGCAUCGGCCACUGGCUCGGGUUCUAGCGCGUCCACUACCGCCGGCAACGGAGCCGGAUCUGUAUCUGUCAAGAAUGGACUCUUGCUCGCAGGUGCCAUUGCUGCUGGUGUUGCUGCUGUUUUGUAGUGACAGAAAAAUUUGCUUAGUUGUUUUGAGGUACUUAUUCUUUUGGGAGUGUGAGACGGCCUGGAGCAUAUUUUAUUAGAUCUGUGCAGCAUGAUUUAUUCAAUGAAUCAGAAUAUGCAUAUUUGCGUGC